AAUCAAUGGACGGGAAAGCGUUAUUUUCGAAAGUUGUUUGCUGAGCUCCGCUUUAGUGUUUAUCUUGUUUGUAAAAUAAUAUAUUGAGUAAAAGUUAUCAAAAAGCAAUUAUGGCGCCUCGGGAGACUCCAAAACGUGCGGUAAAAGUACAACCUAUUGUAAAAGCUAUGCCUGCUAAAGGUCGGGCGUCACCAGUUGGGGCGAUAAAAAAGACCACUGUUACGAAAAAGCCUGUGGAUAAAACACCACUUAAAAUAAACAACACAACAACAACAACAGAAGCCAGGGUUACAAGACAACGGACCAGCAUGGCACCAACCCUAGCCACACCGAAACCAAAGGAGAACAAAGCAGUUCCUAUACCGAGCAGUGUUACCAAGAGUGGUAAGAAACCUUCUUGGAAGAGAAGGCCUAAGCCGGCACAUUCCGGAGUUCCUAUUCCUGAGAAGAUGAGGAAACUCAUGGAAAAACAGUUCUUAGACUCGGAAUUUGCUUUAUAAGUUUGAGGUGUACUAUUCAAUGACCUGUGUGUAUGAGUGGACACAGGCACAUCAAGCUAUUCUUAACUUCAAUGAAUUUUUAACUGUACUACAUGAUGGUAGGGUUGAAAAUCUAUUGAAGAUGGUAUUGGAAGUCCUUGAUGUGUCCGUGUCAGUAGAAAAUCAGGCAAACAUGCACCUUGUGUUCAUAGCCACAAAUCUUACUUCAAUUUUUAGUGUUUAUAUUUAGAUUUUAUUAGUAUUUAGUUUCUUGACAUUUGGAUUAGGUACUUUUAAUAUUUUCAAUGUGUAUAUUGUUAGGAUUGUAUUGUUUGUAAUUUGGUGUAGUUAGUAUACAAUUAAUUGCAUUUUUUUAUCCUUUUUUUGACAAUUUUGACUUGAUUUGAGACUUGUAAAAAUCCUGAAGUUUUUACUGAUAUUGAACAAUCCUGGAUGUCAUAAUUUUAUUAUGGAAAUUUAUGUCAUAUUUUUAUUAUUACUUAAAUAAACGAAGACAAAAUAGAAUAAUGUUAAUGAUCAUAGGUACAAUAGAUAGAGCUUCCAUAUAUUUCUAACUUUAUUGUUAAAACAUGCUGCCAUAAGUAAACAUUUUAAAAUAAUGUUAAGUUGUAAUGCUAAAAUUGUAGUGUUGUUUUAUGUCCUAUUAAUAAUGUUGUAUUAUUAAUAAUAGAGACAAAAUAAUAACAUAAGUUACUCUAUAGAUAGAUUUGAAAUCUCUUUUCAAAUUAAGCGCUUGAUUUAGAGCCAAAUUUAGAUUUUAAUACUUAAAUACUGUUAAGGAAAGUGAAUUGAUGUGAUAAUUGAAAAUACAUACUUUUGGACCAAUGUCUUACAAAAACAUGUUGAUUUACUACAAGAAGUUGUAAAACUUAUAUAUAUUGCAUUUUAAGCUUUAUUGAUGGAGACGUAAGAGUGUAAACUAAACAGUACAAAAUUCAUAAUAGUUACUAGUUAGCCUACUGCAUUAGUGUGUCGACUUUGAGCUUUAAUAACAUACUAAUUAAAUUCAUUAUAAAUAAAUAUGUUUAUUCAUUUCAGACUAAAUUUUGUGCAUAUAUUGUUAUUAUAUAAACACAAGAAGAAUCAAAAUAGUAUUUCCUCUCCAUAGUAUGUAUAAUACUUUGAACUCCAAUGACUUAGUAAUAAAGGUUAUUAUACAAUUCUAUUAUUACACCAGUUUAUCCCACUGAUUCUGCUAUAGUUAUGUACCUGUCUAGUGUCUAUGUUAUUACAAUUACAUUAAUUAUUGUAUGCUGAAGUAAACCUGAUGGUAAUACAAAAUAUUAUCUUUUAUACAUGUUGUUUUUAUCAGAAAAGUUAUUUGGUUCCAUUACUACUUCUCGUCUUAUUCUCUUAAGAGCUGGCUGACAGUGGUUUCUGAUACAUGAAGUUGAACCUUUUGAACUAUGAUCUUCAUCCCAGCUAUGGUGCGUACCAAGUAUGAAGAUUAUUGCAAAUCUUAUGUAGAGGAGGAUAAUCUACGAUUGGUAACUGCUAGUAUUAACGUAGAGUGGUUGUUAGUCUGCCUAGGCGUGAGUGUAGCCACGGUGGGGCAGAGUGGGGCACUCUUGGGGUAACCUAGAGCAGAUUAAGAGUGUUU
Molecule: messenger RNA, 2100 nt
Organism: Spodoptera litura
Lineage: Eukaryota; Metazoa; Arthropoda; Insecta; Lepidoptera; Noctuidae
Source: RefSeq, a predicted model, not a curated record